This is a messenger RNA of Lithohypha guttulata, 351 nucleotides long. RefSeq lists its product as uncharacterized. NCBI's taxonomy places the organism in Eukaryota, Fungi, Ascomycota, Eurotiomycetes, Chaetothyriales, Trichomeriaceae. The record is from RefSeq and is a predicted model, not a curated record. Bases 1 to 351 code for a protein of 116 amino acids. The transcript is spliced from 2 exons. Gene Ontology annotation, molecular function: carbon-sulfur lyase activity.
AUGGAGGGAACAUGUCUUUGCAAAGCAGUGGCUGUCAAGGUCAAUGACGACAAUCUCUUUGGUGACCAACGUCGAGGCCACAUCUGCCACUGCAAGAACUGCCGGAAGGUUGCUGGUGGUAUCUUCGGCACGAAUCUGAUCAUCGAGAACGAGAAAGUCGAAUUUCCUAACGGAAAAGAUGCCAUCAAGCAAUAUGAUUAUGACAAACUGCCGACGCCAGAGUGGGAAUCCUUUGCCUCACAACGACAGACAUGGGAGACAGCCAUGCCCGGAACAGUCCAGUACGCUGUGAAGAGCUUUGGCGACAAGCUCCCGGACUCUCCAGAGAAGGCCGGACCAGCGAAGAAUUAG